Molecule: messenger RNA, 1534 nt
Organism: Lynx canadensis (Canada lynx)
Lineage: Eukaryota; Metazoa; Chordata; Mammalia; Carnivora; Felidae
Gene: ST6GALNAC6
Product: ST6 N-acetylgalactosaminide alpha-2,6-sialyltransferase 6
Exons: 6
Coding region: 506-1405 (299 amino acids)
Biological process (GO): oligosaccharide metabolic process; ganglioside biosynthetic process
Molecular function (GO): alpha-N-acetylgalactosaminide alpha-2,6-sialyltransferase activity
Source: RefSeq, a predicted model, not a curated record
CUGGCCCCUUCCAGCGCGAGGAGAUCCUGGAAGGAGAUCCUGGCAGGCUCAGCCCUGGGCUGCUCCCUGCAAACAAGCUGUAAACAAGGCUCCCCAGCAGACUCUGGGCAGCUGUGCAAGGAGCUUGGCCUCUCUGAACCUCACUCUCCUUAUCUGUGAAAUGGGAAGUAAGAGCCCUUCCUUUGCAGCGUGGCCAGGAGGAUAGGGUGAGUGCGUGAUGCAUAGUGUGGCUCCCUGCACGCCUUCCUCGAUAUUAGAGGGAAGUGGCUAAGCCAGGUGUCCAACAAGGGGCAGCAUUUAAGCCGAAGGUGAGGCAGGCCUUCAACAAUGAAUACCCACAAGACUCACAGCUACUGUCAGGCACUGACCCAGCACUUGCAAGCUCCUUGCUUCCCUUGCCGCGGCUGCUUGAAUCCUUUCAACAACCCCGUGUGACCCCACAUCCCUGCCCCCUGGGCCACCUGCAGGACGCCGGCCCCUGCCCCUCAGCAGACGCCGGAGAGAGAUGAGUAGCAGCAAAGAGCAGCGGUCAGCAGUGUUCGUGAUCCUCUUUGCCCUCAUCACCAUCCUCAUCCUCUACAGCUCCAACAGUGCCAAUGAGGUCUUCCAUUAUGGCUCCCUGCGAGGCCGCACCCGCAGGCCUGUCAACCUCAAGAAAUGGAGCAUUGGAGAUGGCUACGUCCCAAUUCUUGGCAACAAGACGCUGCCCUCCCGGUGCCACCAGUGUGUGAUUGUCACCAGCUCUAGCCACCUGCUGGGAACCAAGCUGGGCCCUGAGAUCGAGCGAGCCGAGUGCACAAUCCGCAUGAACGACGCGCCCACCACAGGCUACUCAGCCGACGUAGGCAACAAGACCACAUUCCGUGUGGUAGCCCAUUCCAGCGUAUUCCGUGUGCUGCGGAGGCCUCAGGAAUUCGUCAACCGGACCCCCGAAACUGCGUUCAUCUUUUGGGGCCCCCCAAACAAGAUGCAGAAGCCCCAGGGCAGCCUUGUGCGUGUCAUCCAGCGGGCAGGCCUGGUGUUCCCCAACAUGGAGGCCUAUGCCGUCUCUCCCGGCCGCAUGCGCCAAUUUGACGACCUCUUCCGGGGUGAGACGGGCAAGGACAGGGAAAAGUCCCAUUCGUGGUUGAGCACCGGAUGGUUCACCAUGGUGAUUGCAGUGGAGUUGUGUGACCACGUGCACGUCUAUGGCAUGGUCCCCCCUGACUACUGCAGCCAGCGGCCUCGUCUGCAACGCAUGCCCUACCACUACUAUGAGCCCAAGGGACCGGAUGAGUGUGUCACCUACAUCCAGAAUGAGCACAGCCGCAAGGGCAACCACCACCGCUUCAUCACGGAGAAGAGGGUCUUCUCAUCCUGGGCCCAGCUGUAUGGAAUCACUUUCUCCCACCCCUCGUGGACCUAGGCCGCCCUGCCUGUGGACCCCUCCUAAGGGACACAGGAGAGGCCUCUCUCCUGCCAGCCACUCAACCAAGGGCCGUCUCCUGGCCAAUCAAGGCUGGUCGGAGCGUCUUCUGGCCAAUCAGGGCCUUGU